AUGGCUAAAAGAGCAAACCCUUUUAUCGAAGACUAUAUACCUCAAAGCAAAAUACACGUGAGUCUGAAGCAAUUCAAUAACAAUGAAGAUCGAUUACAAAAAGUUUACGUGAAGACACUAGACCUUUUGUAUAAAGGUGCCAAGAAAUGCACGUCUCAAGAUAUUGUCAAUACUAAAGAUGAUAAUGUAAAAACUAUAGAGACGAAAAAUAAAAUGAAACAACUGUUUAUUGGGAAAAAUGGAUCAUUAUUACUGAAUAGUGGUACUAUGGUGUGCAGUAUUAGUAAGUUAGUUACGGAGCGAUGCUCCUGUGGUGUUGAAGGUGAAUCUAAGUGCGCAUAUUGUGAAGUGCCGCUAUGUAUGACAUGCCAGCAUGUAUGUGCCCACUGUGACCGUUCUCACUGUACCACAUGUACUCUUACCAGGUUCGAGGCUUCAGAAGUAUGCGUCUCAUGUUACAGUUAA
Messenger RNA from Arctia plantaginis, 465 nucleotides. The record is from the annotation of a GenBank genome assembly. NCBI's taxonomy places the organism in Eukaryota, Metazoa, Arthropoda, Insecta, Lepidoptera, Erebidae.